AAGCUGAACGAGUUCUUUGUCGGAAUAAUAAAGAGAUAUAUCCGGUUGACACCGGCUUACGUAAUGAUGAUAGGAAUAGUGCAAUUAAAUUCAGUUUGGUACGACAAGACUUCGCAAUUCUACGUUCAGGAAAGACCGCACGAAACUUGCUCGAAAUACUGGUGGAGAAAUGUCUUGUACAUACAUAAUCUGUUUGGUCAUAAUACGAUGUGCUUGUCCUGGAGUUGGUAUCUAUCCAACGAUAUGCAAUUCUUUAUAAUCGGUCAGGCGCUUUUAAUUCUGUCAACUGUAUAUUUUUAUGUGACUGUUGUCGUACUAGGUAUAAUUUUGAUAGGCUCGAUCAUCUUGAGCGGUUAUGUCUCAUACAUUUAUGAAUUUGUUCCAACUUUGGACGAACAGAACAGACUUGCAGAUGUCUUAUACUUUCCACCAUGGAUCCGAAUUGGCCCAUAUAUUAUUGGAAUGAUUACAGGUUACAUUAUAGUAAGAUUUAACAAAAAAAUUGCAUUGAAAAAGAGAACUGUAAUUUUAUAUUGGACUCUUGGUGCUGCUUGCAACAUUUCCGUGUUAUUUGGUCUUUACAAACGACAAAUAUCCGUUCUGCUUAGUGCUAUCUAUGUCGCAUUAAAUAGAACAGUUUGGGCCAUAGGCAUAGCAUGGAUUGUAAUAAUGUGUUAUACUGAGCAUGGAGGCAUUGUUAAGAAGUUGUUAACAUUCAAAGUCUGGAUUCCUUUUAGUAGACUUACAUACUGCGCUUACCUUUUAAAUCCUUUUAUCAUAAAUUCUCUUCGUUUGCAUGAAAUAUCUACUCAUUUAGAAAUUCUGUCCAUGAGCACUAUGACCAUAGGAUACAUUGGGAUUAUUUAUUUCUGUGCCUAUGCAUUAUUUUUAAUGGCAGAAUCACCGUAUAUCUUAUUAAUGCGAAUGUUCACCCAAUCUCGUAAUAGGAAAAAAAUGUAAGGAACACGAGAUUUUGCAUACAUGAUUGCGAUGGAAAUAUUGUAAUAAUUAUAAUUAAAAUUGAAUAGAGCUUAUAAAUAAACUAGGUACAAUUUGCAUGAAUUAUGUGGGAGAAAU
Messenger RNA from Mycetomoellerius zeteki, 1077 nucleotides. Its product is annotated as nose resistant to fluoxetine protein 6-like. The transcript is spliced from 8 exons. The record is from RefSeq and is a predicted model, not a curated record. NCBI's taxonomy places the organism in Eukaryota, Metazoa, Arthropoda, Insecta, Hymenoptera, Formicidae. The annotation marks the transcript as partial.